Molecule: messenger RNA, 6396 nt
Organism: Petromyzon marinus (sea lamprey)
Lineage: Eukaryota; Metazoa; Chordata; Hyperoartia; Petromyzontiformes; Petromyzontidae
Source: RefSeq, a predicted model, not a curated record
UCAACUCGCUGACAUAUGUUCAAAGAGGCGGCUCGUGAAUAUAAGUCGCGACAUCUGAUUGGCCGGAGCGGCCGCGAGACAAGACGGGAAAGGCUUGGGGGGGGGGGGGCUCAUUAUCAUAAUUUAUUUUCUCCUACCGUGGACAGCGCCCCCAGGGAGACACGUGGACGCACGAGGCUGAAUUGCAGAGAGAGAGAGAGGCGGCAUUGGUGGAGGGAAGCAUCGCCAACAGCUUAUAGCGGCAGCAGGCUGGAACAUCAUACACCUGCCCCACCACCACAAGGCAAACAGGGGCGAGAAGCAGCAGUCCUCGCCGCCGUCUCUGGCUUCUCUGCCUUCUCAUCCUCCUCCUCCUCCUCGCCUAUGUUGACAGAGCUGCUCGUGGUCGUGUGUAACCGCUGUGUGUGUGUGUUUGGUGCGCGUGUAUUUACUCUCCACGGCUGGCCAAGACAAAAGGGGGACGAGAAAAGUCGCCGCUCUGAUUUUUCGCCUGCGCUGGAAGAAGCGCCCAUUCCUUCCCAGCACGUGUUGACUCUUGUUACCGAGAACAAUAGCGAGAACAAUAGCGACAACAAUUGCGAGAACAAUAGCAAGCGCGCUUAUUGUUGCUAGUGUUAUUUUUUCCCCCUCCCUCCUUUAUAUAUGAGAAAGUCUAGUAGCUUUCAGAUAUGAUUUUGUAAAAAAAAUGAUGGUAAUAGUCUUAAACAAGUCGUAACACUGUGUAGCAGUUGAGCAUUCGGUGAUAGUUUAAAUGUAAUCGUCACGACUUCUAGUUUCCGUGAAGAAUCUGAGUGCGUUUCUAUGCUGUAGUGGCAUUCUGCUAAUUGUGUCGGUGUGUAACCACCGCAUAGCCAGCGUGAGCUUGUGUUUGUCGAUCAUAGCGUAGAUCCUUGCGUAGCCUCCUCGGCAGGUAGGGUUAGGCGUGUGCAUAUACACGUCUAGCCCAAUCUGUGUCCCUGUAUAGAUUCUCACACACACAAGGCUACGGCGUCGUGUCGCCGCCUAUCAGUCUACGCAAGCGAUGGAUGUGCUGGCCAGCCACAGCAUCUUUCACGAACUGCAGCUGGUACACGACACGGGUUAUUUCUCUGCUCUGCCGUCUCUCGAAGAAAACUGGCAGCAGACGUGCUUGGAGAUGGAGCGGUACCUGCAGACGGAGCCGAGCGGCCAAACCGCCGAGGCUGGCACGGACGGGCCGGACGAGGGCCUGUGGGAUGAGCUCGUCCUGCAGGCGAAGGCCGCUGGCUCUGCCCGGCCAACGCCACCGCCGCAGCCGUCGCAGCAGCAGCAGCCGCAGCAGCUGCAGCUGCAGGCCGGCGACGCCGCACCGCCUCCGGGCGUCGCGGCCGCGGUCAAGCAGGAGCCGGCGGCGGACGGGGCCACGGAGCUGGCGGCCUCUCUUGGCGCCGCCACCGAGUCCGUGCAGCAGGUGCUGAGGAGCCUGGCCGGGCACGAGGCCGUGACGGCGCUCACGCCGCCCUCCUCGCCCGAGCUCGCCAAGAAGCAGCACGCGCUGGCCGCCGCGGCCGCCGCGUCGGCCGCCGUGAGGGCCGCCCUGCGGUUGGGCCGCAGCCUGAGUUCGCCCGUGGGCCGUGGCGGCGGCGGCGGCGGCCACCACCAUCACCACCACCACCAUCACCACCACCACAGCGGCCAUCAACGCCAAAGCGACGGUGACAAUCGGCAGCAGAGGCUGGCGGCCCUGCCGCUGGCGCGCAGCGCGGACUCGUCGCCGGACGGCCGCCGGCGGGUUCACCACUGCCACUUCAACGGCUGCCGCAAGGUUUACACGAAGAGCUCCCACCUCAAGGCUCACCAGCGCACGCACACGGGAGAGAAGCCGUACAAGUGCUCGUGGGUCGGCUGCGAGUGGCGGUUCGCGCGCAGCGACGAGCUCACGCGACACUAUCGCAAACACACGGGCGCCAAGCCCUUCAAGUGCAACCACUGCGACAGACGCGGGGCAGUGACCUCACCUCCACUUGACCCCUGCGACACGGGCUCAUGGAAUACGGGGAAGAUGUUAAAGCACAUUUUAAACGCUCGGAGGAGUAAUGAUUCGGUGUUUCUCAAGAUCGGACCACCUGGCGCUGCAUAUGAAGAGGCACCUUUGACCUUUUGAAGCUCUGAACCAGCGGUGGAAAUUCCACGUUCUCAAGGCGGAGGGGGGCGAGUUUGCCCACUGGACGACCACUGUUGACUUCGCCACGAAGUUUGCUUUCAAUUUUACCGACCACCAGAGGAAUGAUGGUAUGAGUCAAUGCCCAACCCACGGUUUCAACUCGUGACCUUUCCAAUUUCGUGGCUUACCGCUCUGUCGCUGUGAGCCGCUGAGCCACUCAGCCGGUCUCUCUCUCUUGGCGGCUCUCCUCGUGCCUCUGUGUGUGUCGCCAACUCACUCUCUCAAAUGUCUCGUAACGCCGCGUUUACCGGCGGUCAAAUAAAAGGCAGGCAACCAAAAUGUAUUUAAGAGACGAGACAAAAUAAACAAUGGAAGGCCCGUUGCCAACAACAACAGUAACAAAAUGCGAGGCGGAAUGACAAAUGUUCUUGUCAUUAUCUAUCAUAUUUCACUUGGUCAGCAAAAAUGAGGAGUAGCGAGCCGGGGAGAAGGAGCACGCUCUGUUCUCAUUGUGUGUGGGAGGCACGGGCAGAAUUCCUUUCUGCCGCGCGUUUGGCUUACGUCUGUUUGCUUAUCUCUUUAAAAUGACGAGGUGGAGCGGUUUUUCUGACAGUGCCUCCCUCCCCUCCUCAUCCCCCGUCCCCAACUCCCAACCGGGUUUUGUGUGCGCACAAAGGGAUUGCACUUGAGAUGUCUACGAAUCUAAUUGACUCAAGAAAACCAUCAGCUGGAAUUUGCCCUUUCGAAUUCCUGGAAGGCGAUGGUAGUUGGUGUCUGACUUAUUUUUUACGCCACAAAAUAGGAAGAGGAGAAGAAUUAGAAGGAAAGAAAGUAAAGCUUUGAAAAAAACAAUAAUAAACAGAAGGGAAUUAAUGUGAUUUUGCUGAGAGGGCCAAAGUAUGGUUUGGUUAAUCUUCAUCAGGGCUGGUGAAAGGUCCCGCACAGUUAAACACCUUUGUGUUUUCGGGGGAGAUUUUGGAAAGACUGUUCCAGAAUCGCUCUCACUAAAACGGUAAGGGCUCCCAAUCACGAGAUUACAAGUUGAACUCUUGCCUGGGGCCAACUGCUUCAUUUACAGCAGUGCUCUCUAUUAGUUACUGAGGAGAGCCUCGAUGAGCGUCAAGGCUCUCUGGAGAGGCCUGCGUUGGGAUGUGCGAGGAAAGCCGAGUACCUGGGUAAUGCCCCACGCAUGCAAAGGGUUAAAAUAUUACGAAAAGAUAGAUUCAGGAAUCCAUUGCUUUGGGGAAGAGGUGACUCGGGCAUCAGAGUGCAGCCACUUGUGGUUACGCCACUUGUGAUUCAGGCACUUGUGGUUCAGGAACUUGGGUUAAGCCACUUGUGGUUAAGCCACUUGUGAUUCAGGCACUUGUGGUUCAGGCACUUGUGGCUCAGACACUUGUGGUUAAGCGACUUGUGGUUAAACCACUUGUGGUUCAGGCACUUGUGAUUCAAGCACUUGUGGCUCAGACACUUGUGGUUAAGCCACUUGUAGUUCAGGCACUUGUGGUUCAGGCACUUAUGGUUCAGGCACUUGUGGUUAAGCCACUUGUGGUUAAGCCAUUUGUGAUUCAGGCACUUGUGGUUCAGGAACUUGUGGCUCAGACACUUGUGGUUAAGCGACUUGUGGUUAAACCACUUGUGGUUCAGGCACUUGUGAUUCAGGCACUUGUGGCUCAGACACUUGUGGUUAAGCCACUUGUAGUUCAGGCACUUGUGGUUCAGGCACUUAUGGUUCAGGCACUUGUGGUUAAGCCACUUGUGGUUAAGCCAUUUGUGAUUCAGGCACUUGUGGUUCAGGCACUUGUGACUCAGACACUUGUGGUUAAGCCACUUGUGGUUCAGGCACUUGUGGUUCAGGCACUUGUGGUUAAGCCACUUGUGGCUCAGACACUUGUGGCUCAGACACUUAUGUUGUUAAGUUUAGCGAGUUCAUGGUCUCAGCCUCUUCAUCAAUUAUUGGAAGGAAAAAACCACCCCACCAUAUUAUACAACUUAGUAUUGCACUUAAUAUGGCAGGAUUUUCUGCCUCGUUUUGAAAAAAAAUCGGUUCGCUUUUCAUGCGACAAACAAUCUCAAAGCUGCGUGUGUGGAAAAGUGCGCACCCUACCGUGUGAACGAUUAAAGGCCACUUGAUAGGUUUUUUUGGGGGAGUGGUGGGGGGAGGAGGAGUAGUUCUGUUAAAAAUAUAUUCCGCAUUUGUUCCCUACCACGCGGACAGGCGCACUGCUCUUGGAGACUUCCAAAUGGAUUUUACAUCUCAUGACACAAUACGGCUCGCGCGGAUGGAAUAAAUCGGGAGACCAAAUUAAAUGACAAAACGGGGAGUGUACAGGGGACCCUUUGCACGCCUUGUUAUAUCUCAUAGUGGCCCAGGUAGUGCUUUCAUCGGCCACGCUGCUCGGGGGAGCAUUUGCAACUGCGGGCCGGAUUUAGCAUCGGUGUUGCAGCAUCGCAUAAGACGGGGACACUGGAAUUGUGGGCUUCGUGUCCCCUCGAAGCCGUGCCCAGCAGUUGUGGUCUCGCGAUGAGCGGACGUCCAAAUAAUUAUAUUGCUUGGGCUGCUACACAAAUGUGCAGGAUUGGUGUUUGUCUUUCCCCAAUACGUGUCUCGAUACAGUGCGUUCGUUUUGCAUGGCACUAACAGGGCCCCCGUCGUUUCGAGGGAGUGCUCUCACCAACAACAGCAGCAAAAGCGAUCACAACACUUUGGUGACCGUAACUACACCAUCACUUUUAAUAACCCCCACUCUUUAUUUCAACCACUCUCAUCUUAUGUGCAAUUGCAUAAGUAUUGUAAAGCGCUGUAUAAAUCUAUAUAAGAUCAAGACUGCCCAAGAGAGGAGAACGUAUACAGCAGCUGACGUUUCAAGCAUUGACCCUUCCAUCGCCGAGAGCGGAGCCAUUGCCCAAGACACCACCUAAUUGAUGACUCUUCCUCUUGUACGGUGGUGCAAUUGAAAAAAAUGUUGAGCUUUUUGCUCGUUGUGUUUGUGCGUCACUGUCAACACAGCAGCACGAUGUUACGUGUAAACCUCAGCAAUAGCAUCUGCGAAACCAGCGGCAUCUGUUCAACACGCCUGAAACUGCCAGAAGGCUACAGAACCGGUCUUUUGUUUGUUGAAACAAAUGCCUGUAGUCUUCUGCAAACCCUAGCAGGCGAAAAAAAGCCCGACAAAAACUGAAAUAUAUUUUCGUCGAUAAUGACAUCUCGCCAUUGUGAGAGGUUGCAACAGCUUGGGGGGGUGGGGGAGGCCUUCAUGCAGCAGUAGAUCGAUCACGGCCGACGACGACGACGACCGUGGCGGAGGUACUGAACGGCGGAGGCCGCUUUAUUUCACUUCGCUGCAGUGAACGGGAACGCGCCUGGGUUCGAGGGCGGGACAUGCCUCGCACUACCUCCGCGCCUGCUGCCGACCCACGCAGAAUGCGAUACCGACUUCUAUUAAUAGCCCAUGGGGCCAUUCAGCAGUCGAAUAUCCGAGGGGUAGAUGUAGUCCGUGGAUGCACACAGGCGUGUUAUUCUCAAGAUGGAGCGGCCUUCCUCCUGUGUAAUAUAUCUCGCGAUCCUGUCCCGCCUGGGAUAAUGCAUGCGCCCGCAAAUAAAGCCCCACUCUACCUGCCAACCGCGUGGGAGCAGUUUUUUUUAGCUUUCCGUGUGUUGUUCCUUUUGUCGUCCUCCCAUGUAGUGUUUUCGUGCCGUGCCGCGUGUUGUUCAACGAGAUGCACCCUUAAUUCAUCGCUCCACGAGCCGGGAGUUUGUUCUGGUCCCGUAGCUCGGUUUCUCAAUAAGCUGCCGGCAAGUUGGAGGGAAACGUCGGACAUCGUGCCGAGCAGCACGCGGUUGCGACCCCGAAAACACAUCGGAGGACCGUACAGCAACAAGGGCGACAACCACACACGCGCAGCAGCUGUACAUUUUUUUCAACGUCUGGCCAACCGUGAUCGGGGAAGACUAAAACACCCCUUAGACUUAGACGGUUCUCCAGGCCUCCUAGAGGGAGGCCCUUUCCGCCCGCGGUGACGUCGGCAAGAAAUUGCGGGGCUGCACUGUUUAGCCUAUUUUAGUGGGCGCCACGGUGGAGAGAUGAAAACUACCUCGCCUGGUACACAGGAGGUCUUGGUUCGAUUCAGACCCUGAUGGGAUGUCAACUACCUCGCCUGGUACACAGGAGGUCGUGGUUAGAUUCAGACCCUGAUGGGAUGUCAACUACCUUGCCUGGUAUGCAGGAGGUCGUGGUUAGAUUCAGACCCUGACGCCUGCUGUAUAUUUGGAG